This is a messenger RNA of Hyaena hyaena (striped hyena), 1210 nucleotides long. It is a transcript of the gene TMEM81, whose product is annotated as transmembrane protein 81. Lineage: Eukaryota; Metazoa; Chordata; Mammalia; Carnivora; Hyaenidae. The record is from RefSeq and is a predicted model, not a curated record. The transcript has a single exon. The coding region runs from base 22 to 864 and encodes 280 amino acids.
GGUGGUGAGACGCCCAGAGACAUGAAGCUUUCAGCUGCCGGUCUCCUCGGAAGCCUGGUGUUCGCCUUCUGUCUGCCUUUGGUGGUGACUUUACCGAAAACCCUGGCCAUCCCUAAGAAGCUGCAAGAAGCAGUGGGGAAGGUCAUUGUCAAUGCCACAACCUGUACUGCCACCUGUGGCCUUGGCUAUAAGGAAGAGACCAUCUGCGAGGUGGGCCCCGAUGGCGUGAGGAGAAAGUGUACUUCUCAGCGCUUGGAAUGUCUGACCAACUGGAUCUGCGGCAUGCUCCAUUUCACCGUUCCCAGAGGGAAGGGGUUCGAGCUCAACUGUCUGAGUUCGGACAUCCUGGAGAUCGGGCAGGAAGCCUUCCGGUUUACCUGGAGACUUGCUCGGGGUAUCAUCUCUACUGACGAUGAGAUCUUCAGACCCUUCCGUGCCAGCUCCUAUGUUGUGAGGUUUCCCUCUGUUCAGGAGUAUGACUCUGGGACAUACCGGUGUGAUGUGCAGCUGCUAAAAAACUUGAGACCUGUCAAGAGGCUCUAUUUUGGGCUGCGGGUCCUUCCCCCUGACUUGGUGAACCUGAAUUUCCAUAAGUCCCUUACUGAGAAUCAGAAGUUAGUUGAUAUGGGCCUGGAAGUGAAUCUAGACAACCAUUCUGAGCCUCGUCGCCCACUGUGGAAAAAGAAAGUGGUUGUAGCCUUGGGGAUAGGAGUUGUCGGUGGAGUGGCUGGUGGGAUGUUGAUGGCCAUUGGCCUGGGCUUUGGGCUGAGGGUGCUCUAUAGCGGUGCCAGCCUUGAGUCCUUAACAGCCUUGAAGGGUUGGCUGCCCAGGACCCUGGACCAGCUGUUUAGGAAGCCAGGGUAGCUUUUCAAAGGAUUAUCUGGCUGUGUGAUUGUGGCUCAGCCAGGAGGGAGGGCCUCCGCUACCAAGACAGUGAGUGGGUCCCGGGACAGGGGCAACAGCAUGGCAGUGCAAUGGGCACUGCUCUGCCUCUUCGUGUCCCAGGUAGAUCUCUUCCUGGUCAUCCCUGUCCACGUGGCACCCGGGAAGCCUGACUGUAGGCCCCUCCCCUGUCCCUGGGGAAAAGAUUAUGUCUUUCAUAAGUUGAGGCCUCUCCACCUACAUCCCUUCUGAGCGGUAUAAUCACGUAGAAGGAUAUAUUAAUAGCUUUUCUAGCGGAAACCUUUUCUUCUUCAAUAAAAAUAAUUCA